Messenger RNA from Menidia menidia (Atlantic silverside), 867 nucleotides. Lineage: Eukaryota; Metazoa; Chordata; Actinopteri; Atheriniformes; Atherinopsidae. The record is from the annotation of a GenBank genome assembly.
AUGGCACUCGACAAGGAAGACGACCCGGAGGAGGCAGGAGAAUGUCCGGUCUGCUAUGAGAGCCUCUCGGGCAGUGAACGGACUCUGAGCUGCGGACAUGUAUUCUGCCACGACUGCCUGGUUAAAACUCUUGUCAGUAUCAACUGUGAUGGAAACAUAGGGGAUACGAUUGCGUGUCCUAUUUGCCGACACCUGACAUUCAUACAAAAACAAAAGGAAACACUGGUGACACUUGCAGCGACCAAAGUUCCAGAUGAAGGGCAGACCCUGAAAGUGCCUCUCCAUCUCCAGGGCGCACAGCGCGCAGCCAGCCACGGCGUCCAACCUGGAGUAAGUUGGAUUUCUCACUGCUUCAGGUGCACCCAGCUAUCCCGUCGCCAGAGACUGAUCACUCCAAGCUGUAAAGCGUGUCAGGUCUUCAUCAUAAGCACCCAAGGGCGGCCUAUGGCCGAGGAGGACGCGCUCGAUGUUGUGAUGACCGUGGUUCGUCCUCGACCAUUCGUUCGGGAACAGUCAGUUAAAGGGGAUAAGUAUCCUCUACGUCUACAGUUCUACAGGGUCCUACACUCGUCCACCAUCUCCAUUGGACAGAGCCACAGCGAGUCUGAGAGAAGGCCGCUGCAGCCCCACCUGUGGUGGCGGGGGGGGUGUCGUUGCCGAGGGCUCAUGUUUACCUGUAGACAUGCUCUCUCCGGGAGACAGUCCGUCCAGGAGACCCUGCUCCAGAGGCUGGGGAAUCGGGGCCACGGCUGGGCCAGAGAGCCCUGGGGGAGCCGGGGGGGGCUGAGGUGGAGGCAGACUGGGUCUCUGCCUGGGCUUGGGGGCAGGUCGGGACUUAGUGAGCGUUCCUGUCAGCGAGGGCGGUGA